CGCUUACCAAACCAAAGCUGAUUCCUCCAUGGCUUUCAAAACCUGAGCCUUCCUCCUUCCGACAAACUUCAAACUUCCAUGGCUUUUCUUCUUCCCCACCUCUUCCCUUCCCUCUCCCUUCUCUGCAAAUCUAAACAAAAUCCUCUUCUCUUCUCUCAAAUCAGGGCUUCUUCUUCUUCUCCUUCUUCUUCCUCUCUCUCCCUCACCAGCCUCCACUCCCCUCAGCCUCUUCUCCAGGGCCCUCAACUCGCCUCUCCUUCUGCCUUCCCCGAUUCCCGCUCCGACGACCGAAGAGACGACUUCUAUGUCAAUCUCGGCCUCGCUGUCAGGACGCUUCGCGAGGACCUUCCUCUCAUCUUCGCCAGAGACCUCAAUUACGACAUUUACAGGGACGACAUAACGUUUAUUGAUCCUCUCAACACGUUCAGUGGGAUUGAGAGGUACAAAUUGAUAUUCUGGGCGUUGAGAUUUCAUGGUAGAAUUCUGUUCCGGGAGAUCGGGAUUGAGGUGUACAGGAUUUGGCAGCCUUCUGAAAACGUUAUCUUGAUUCGGUGGAAUUUGAAGGGCGUUCCUAGGGUUCCAUGGGAGGCCAGAGGUGAGUUUCAGGGCACCUCGCGGUUUAAGGUGGAUCGAAAUGGGAAAAUUUACGAACACAAAGUGGACAAUUUAGCAUUCAAUUUCCCUCAGUCACUGAAACCGGCUGCGUCGGUGUUGGAUUUGGUUACUGCGUGCCCUGCUAGCCCCAAUCCCACGUUCUUGUGGGGAACGGAGGAAUUGCAUUGCUCUUCCUGGGUGGAGCUUUAUCAGGCAGUAAGAAGAAGUGUGGGUGGAGAAGGCUAUUUGAUUACACAAGAUGGAUUUCUCACAUGUUCAUAGAAUAUUUUAUUUUAUAAAUAUAGAUUCCACUAAGCCAUUUUGUUUUGUAUUUUCACAAUUAUCGAUAGCAAGCAAGCCAAUAGAGUUGAAACGAAACAGCAUUUGAGUGGAAAUAGAAAUGACGAAGUCCAG
Molecule: messenger RNA, 1008 nt
Organism: Cucurbita pepo subsp. pepo (vegetable marrow)
Lineage: Eukaryota; Viridiplantae; Streptophyta; Magnoliopsida; Cucurbitales; Cucurbitaceae
Source: RefSeq, a predicted model, not a curated record